Strongyloides ratti is the source of this 2058-nucleotide messenger RNA. Its product is annotated as WD40 repeat and WD40/YVTN repeat-like-containing domain and WD40-repeat-containing domain and Katanin p80 subunit, C-terminal domain-containing protein. Gene Ontology annotation, molecular function: microtubule binding. The record is from RefSeq and is a predicted model, not a curated record. The transcript has 2 exons. Gene Ontology annotation, biological process: microtubule depolymerization. Gene Ontology annotation, cellular component: katanin complex. Bases 1 to 2058 code for a protein of 685 amino acids. NCBI's taxonomy places the organism in Eukaryota, Metazoa, Nematoda, Chromadorea, Rhabditida, Strongyloididae.
AUGAAUGAUUUAUUUACCAUAAAUUUAAAAUCUUCAUAUAUAACUUGUGGCAUUCUGGCUCCAGUAACAAAUUCUAUUGUAGUAUCAAAUCCUUUACAAAUAAUAAAUUAUUCAUCAGAUAAAACAAAUGGUACUCAUGAUUAUUUAACAAAUGAUGAUGUUACAGCAUUAUCUUUAUCAUUUGAUUCACGAUUCAUUGCAUAUUCUACAGAAGUUAUUAGAAUAUAUGAUAUAGAAUCGAAAAAAAUUAAAAGAACAUUAUCAGGUCACAAUUUUCCUGUUGUUUCUAUUUCAUCAAAUCACAAAUCGUCAUAUAUAUGGGCUUCAGCUUCAUCAGAAGAUGGAAUGGUAAAUGUUUGGGAUAUUCGAUCACAUCCUGCCUGUUGUUUUUCAAAAAAAAUUUCUAAAAUUAUUAAUUGUGUCUCUUUUUCUCCGGAUGAUUCUCUUUUAGCUUGUGGUGGUGAUCAAUUAAUACUUUUAGAUACUGUCAAUUUCCAUACUGUUCUUGUUUUUCCUAACAAUCUUCCAUCAUUAAUUACCUCACUUUAUUUUAAUCCAUUUGAAUAUGUUAUGCUAACAAGUAGUACAGAUAAAGUACUAAGAUGUUAUGAUAUUGAAACAAUGGAAUGUAUUUCACAAUCAAUACCAUUUCAAUCACCAAUAAGAGGAAUUCAAUUUGAUUUAAAUGGAGAUUAUGUUUUUGCAGCAACGGAUAAAAAUUUGACAUUAAUGACAUUUGAACCAUAUGAGAUUAUUAAUGUUAUUUCAUUAACAGACAAUAUAAACAGAGAAAAUAAUAUGCAACAGACACUUGAUUUUAUAAUUAAUCCUCUUGAUACAAGUGAAAUUAUGAUUCUCAAUUGGGAUGAAAAAAGAAAUAUUACUGUUAAAAAUUGUUCUAUAGUAGAAUUAUUUACACCUCAUCCAAAUGAACUUAUUAUACCAGUUAAUGGGGAGGAAGAAAAUUGUAGUAAUUUAUUAUCCCCAGAUGAGGAAUCACUCAAUUCAAUACCCAGUUUACCAUCACCACCAAUUAUUGAAAGGGAUGUAAUGAAAGAAUCAUUAUCUAUGAAUGAUCUAGAUAUACCACAAAUAAAUAAAGUACAAUCUUUACGAAGAAUUUCACCAUCACCCACUCAAACACGACGAACAACACCAAUAUCAAUGCAAAGAAAACCCUCUCCUGAUAUAAUAAUAAAAACGAAAUCACCUAGUAAUAUUGUGAAACCUAGAACACCAUCAGUACCUAAAUCUUCUGUAAAUAUUUCGAGCAGUACCAAUAAAAUAAAUAAAUAUAUUACCAAAGAUUGUCGUUCAAAAUCAAUAUCAAGUUUAAAAAGGGAAUCAUUAUCUACAUCAUCUUCAAAUACAUCUAUACAAAAUAAAAAUUCAUCAAAAAUUUCAGUGACAACAAUAAUAAAAAAACCAAUUAAUAGAAGUUCAUCUAGUAAUAUUAACAAAAUUAAUGAUAUUUCAACUAAAGCAAAAGUUACAACACGACCACCAAUUAUUCCAACAGAAGCAUCUUCAACUACAUUAUUUUCUAAAUUUCAAACAAUUCAAACAAAAUGUGAAGCCGAAAAUAAAGGAAUGUUACGUGAACUUGAAACAGUAGUUUCAUUGGUAAAAAAUGGUGGAUUAAAAAAACUAUUAUCUCAACGUAUGACAUUCUCAAAGACGAACUCAAUGGGUAUUGUAUUUCGUGAACUUCUUAAUAUGGAAUCUCUGUGGUCACUUCAAACUUGUGAAUUGGCAAUACCUCAUCUUACUAAUUUAUUGUCUUCACAAAAUAAGGAAAAUAUUGAUAUAGGAUUAGAAACAUUAAAAUUUAUAGUUACAGAAUAUGUGCCAAUAAUUCUUGAAAAUUUAAACAUACCUGAAGAGUAUAACUUUCGUGGAGACAUUGUAGGAGCAGAAAGAAAAGAACGUUCCAUAACCUGCCAUCAACGUCUUCUUCAACUUUUUUUAAAUAGUUCAUUUUUAAAAGAAAGAAUGACUAAAGAACAACAAUGUUACUUUCAAGAAAUUAUAGAUAAAUGCGGGUUGGAUAUUAAUUAA